Salvia hispanica is the source of this 984-nucleotide messenger RNA. NCBI's taxonomy places the organism in Eukaryota, Viridiplantae, Streptophyta, Magnoliopsida, Lamiales, Lamiaceae. The record is from RefSeq and is a predicted model, not a curated record.
AUGGCGGCUUAUGCAGCUUUGGUCUCUCUCAUGCAUCUCAUAGAUGACAUCGAGAACCAUCACUCCCCACCCAUCUCUCUUGACAAACACCAAAUUCAAUCUCUCACUGAAAAUGUUACCUUCCUGCAACAAUUUCUCCAAGCUUACAAGUCUCUUGUUUCUGAUAGCGAUGAAGCAGAUCCACUGGAGAUGCGUAUUGCUGAUGCAGCUUAUGCAGCCGAGGAUGUUAUCGAAUCUCAUAUUGUUGACAAGAUUCAGCACAAUAGACCCGAAGCAACCAAACCCAGAUGCUUCUUCAAUUGGUUUCGAGGUUCAAAGGAUCCACGAAAUGUCUCAUCAAAACAUGAUGGUAUUGAUGAUGAACCGGCUAAGCUGUAUCAAGCAGUAAAAAAUGUGAUAGAAGAAAUGGAUCGGAUCAAGAAAGUGGCGAUGGAGAUCAGCACGGAGAAGGUGGUGGUGGUCCAUGAUCAACAACGUAGAUUCGUCCCUUUUUCUAGUGGGAUGAAGGGUAGUGGCAAGAAGGUGUUCUCUGAUCAUGUCUUGCAUGGGAUCAUGGAAAAGCUCAUGUCAAAUGAAUCCGGUCGCCAAGUCAUACCCAUAAUAGGUAUGGGUGGAAUAGGUAAGACCGCUCUUGCUCAAGCUGUUUAUUCAGAAAAAGCUAUUAAGGAGCAUUUUUAUAUUUGUGCUUGGGCUACUAUCUCCGAACAAUACAACACUAGAGAAAUUCUACAUGAACUUGUUUCUCAAGCCACUAAGAAAGACAAGGAACAACUUAGUGAAAUGGGUGAACAUGAAUUGGGAUUAGAGCUCUACCAAUACUUGCGGGGUAGAAGGUUUUUAAUUGUAAUGGAUGAUAUGUGGAAUAUUGAAUCUUGGAACGAGAUACAAAAUUUCUUUCCUAACAAUGGAAAUUCCAGUCGUAUAAUAGUAACGACUAGGCUAUCACAAUUGAGUUCUCAAUUAAACAAUCAUUAUAGCCAUUGA